Molecule: messenger RNA, 999 nt
Organism: Periophthalmus magnuspinnatus
Lineage: Eukaryota; Metazoa; Chordata; Actinopteri; Gobiiformes; Gobiidae
Gene: marveld3
Product: MARVEL domain containing 3
Cellular component (GO): membrane
Source: RefSeq, a predicted model, not a curated record
UUUAAGUAAGUUAGACGGCACCGAAGAUGCCAGAAAAAGUAAGGCAGCCGCGUAGGGACGAUGCAUAUGGUCAGAAUUACUACAGAAACCAAUACAACAUCAGAGAUCCUAAUGAAAAGUCCAGAGGUCAAGAGGAACGGGGCAGGGGUUCUGCUGGUGACAGACAUAAGGAGUCAUCUGUUUACACGGAGCACCAUCAAACACCCUCAACAAUAAUGUCCAGAGAAAUGUCAGUGACUGAACCUGAACAGGAUAUUCAUAGAGAACGCAGAUCGGCUCUCUUCAACCUCAGAUACAUCCCAACAUCUAGAGGACUUUGCCAACUCAUGGAGAUCUUUGUUAAUCUCCUCAUAAUUAUCUGUGCUGGUGUACCUUAUGGCAACAAUGGUGGGUACCGUGACCUUGCCAGUCUGGGAGGGGUCUAUUACUAUCACUUUGGUGGAGCUAACGCCUUUACCGGAGCUGAUGACUGAAGGGUGAAAGCGCUGGACCGGUUGUUUCAUCAGUUGAAGAGGCCACCCUACAUCUUCGCCAUGGCCUGCGCGGGCUGCAUCAUGAUCUAUGCCUCUGUAAUGCUUUGUUUGGGGAUUUUCAGAGUGCCAUACCGCUGGCCUCCAGUGCUGCUUGGUGAGGCUCUACUGAACUUUCUCAUUGGCUUAGGUUACAUCCCAGCCCUGGCCUUCUAUUUUAUUAAACUGCAAGAGACCUACAGUAAUGCCAUUUGCAAAGAGAGAGAACAGAUGUACAAGAGCAAAGGCCAUAAUGGUUUUGAAUGUCAGUUUCAUGGGGCAGAUAUUGCAGGAGGUCUCUUUGGGGUGGUGGGGGUUUUUGUCUUCAUCUUUGGUGCUGUUUUGGCUGCCAAGGCUUUUAGGGCUGUGAGGGAACUAAAGAGCCAACGAAAAAAUGAGGAGAACAAUUAUUGAGUCUCUGAUCAAACAAAUGUUUAACAAUUUGAAGUUAAAUACUCAUUUAUAGUUGUAAGCCUUAAACGUUUUCAUU